CGUGGCACCGCCCUACGACACUUCCUCCAUUGUCCUUCUUUCCGAGGUUCUCUCCGCGAGGAAGGAUGGCUCAGAACAAUUAUUUCGGAUUUACCCACGGCGGGACGCAGUAUGGGGCGACCAGCGCCGCAUAUCAGGCCGGCCAGCCGGGAUACGCGGUAACGCCGGCGGCGACUGCUGCCACGUACACCCAGCGACCCGCCGCCGCCGCUGCGACCGGCUACGAGACCUAUCAAGCGGCUGCCGCAGCCGCCGCGACCGGGACGACUUACGCAGCUGCAAAUGCUGGCACCGUAGCUCAGACCUACGACUACGGCUACGGACGAGCUGCACCGGCGGCCACGUACGACGCGACCAAGACUUAUUACCAGCAACCGGCGGCCGCCGCAGCCACGUACACCACCACUGAGACUCACUACCAGGCUACGAAACCCGCUUACAGCACGACCAGCGCCUACACAGGCACCGCUAGACAAGCCACUACUACCGGGCAGGCUAAGACCUAUCAAGCCUCCAGCACAGCUUAUCAGCAGUCGAAUCCUACGCAGAGCGCCACUUACUCGUCGGGAUACACGGCUCCGGCUACGCCCGCCGCCACUCCGUCGACCGCGACAAAUAAAACGGCGAACACAACGUAUUCCGGCUACGACGCAGCGCUAUAUAGCGCUGCGACUAUGUAUGUAGCCCAACAGAGUGCAAACAGCAAUUCCACUAACCAGAAGACUGGAGGUUGGCAGGGCUACGGACGGAAGGGAUUCGGCGCCGGCGGUGGAGGGAUGAAGGCAAUGCGGCCCAAGCAGCCUCCUAAGCCUCAGCAACUGCACUAUUGCGAUGUCUGUAAGAUCAGCUGCGCCGGGCCACAGACCUACCGUGAGCAUCUCGAGGGGCAGAAGCACAAGAAGAAGGAGGCCUCCCUGAAGGUACCGCAGCAGCCGCCAGCGCGUGGAGCGGGCAACAGUCUUCGAUGCGAACUGUGUGAUGUCACUUGUACCGGAAACGAUGCUUACGCCGCUCACAUAAGGGGUGCUAAACAUCAGAAGGUUGUCAAGUUGCACACCAAGCUUGGCAAGCCUAUACCGAGCGCGGAUCCGACUGUCCUGAAUCCAAAGCCAGCAGCAGCCGCGAAAGCUGCGGCUACCAAGAAGCCGACGGUUACAGCUACGCCUAAGAUCAACUUCGUCGCCUCUGGCAACUUGGGCACGGUGAACCAGAAUCAAACUGCAGAAGUUAAGCAGGAGGAACCGGCUACCGAAGAAGCCGUGGAGGAGGCCGCGGUCGAUGAGAAAGACAUUCAGCCGGUCGGCCAGGAGUACAUCGAGGAGAACAAGUCCGAGGACGGGAAGAUUAUAAGCUUCAAUUGUAAACUGUGCGAGUGUCGGUUCAAUGAUCCCAAUGCCAAAGACAUGCAUAUGAAGGGUCGCCGUCACAGAUUCGCCUACAAGAAGAAGGUCAACCCCGAUUUGGUCGUGGACAUGAAACCGAGUCUUAAGCAGCGCAAAAUGUUGGAGGAGAAGCUGCGUAGGCAGCAGAUGCGCGACGAGUAUCUACGUCGCCGGGAGGAGAUCAAUCAGUUGGGCCCUAUGGGACCCAUGAUGGACGAGGAGAUGAUAUACUGGGAGGAGAGGCGCCGCUACGAGGAGGAGUGUGAAUAUUACGAGUGGUACCGACGAUACGGACGUGGGCCGGGCGCUCCGCCGAUUCCGCGUCCGUUCCAAGGACCGCCGCCCAUAAUGAUGUUCCCGGGACCGCAAAGACGGCCGGACUCGUCGGACGAUAAACAUGUAUUGGCUCACCACACGACUAUCUAUCCCAAGGAACAAGAACUGUUGGCGGUCCAGAAAAUAGUUUCCCACACGGAGAAGGCAUUGAAGUUCGUGUCGGAUGCCUUGGCUGAGGCUGGCAAAAAGAGCACUCCUGCCAGUGCCAACGCUACUGCGGCAGCAACGGUUCCGGCCAGUGCCCCGCAGGCGAACGCCGACGCGUUGAAGAAGGACGAGGCCGACAAGAAGAAAGCGAUGACGCCACAAAAGGAGGAUGGUAGCGACGGGAAUCUAUUCUCGUUUCAGAAGGAGAAAGAAGAUUCUAGGAUACUGCGUGGCGUUAUGCGCGUUGGAAACUUGGCCAAAGGACUGUUGCUAUCCGGAGACAAUCACGUUUGUCUCGUUGUCUUGUGCGCAGAAAAACCUACCAGGACAUUGCUCAAUAAGGUCGCGGAGAUUUUGCCCGGUGAAUUAAAGAACGUAGCUCCUGAGGAGACCUACAACGUCGGGAAGCAUCCGGAAUCCGCGGCUCUGACAGUCUCAGGCGGUACCGUCACCGUCAGCGUGACCCUUACCAGUCCCUUGAUGCGCGAGACUCCCAAGGCGAUCCCGGCAGCAGAUAAUGCUGGACAGCAGCAGCAGGAAGCUGCUCAACUGCAAACAACGCCCGCGGCCCCCACCGUGACGAAACCAGACCCACCAGAUGUACUUCCCAAGGCUAAGUGUUUGGAGGCUUUAGCUGCACUCAGGCAUGCCAAGUGGUUUCAGGCUAGAGCCACCUCGCUGCAGAGCUGCGUUAUGGUUAUCCGUAUAAUGCGUGACCUGUGCAAUCGUGUGCCAACAUGGGGUCCGUUAAAUCCUUGGGCAUUGGAACUGUUGACUGAGAAGGUGAUUAGCACUGCGGGAGGCCCUCUUAGUCCCGGUGAAGCCCUCAGAAGACUUCUAGAAUGCGUAGCUGGAGGAAUAUUGCUACCGGGUAGUCCAGGAUUAUCCGAUCCGUGCGAGAAGGAGCCAGUUGACGCGAUAGGAAACAUGACGUCUCAACAGAGGGAAGAUAUUACCGCGUCCGCGCAACAUGCGUUGCGACUAGUGGCGUUCCGUCAGAUUCACAAAGUCCUAGGUAUGGAACAACUGCCGCCGCCGAAAUUCAAGGGUCGAUUCGCCCGAAAGCGAAGACGCGACAACAGCAACGGAGAGGGCACGGACAGUGAGGCUUCGAAGAAGGACAAGAAGGCGGAGGAGAUCAAAAUGGAGACAGACUCCAAGUAGAAGAUCUACCAAAAGAUUCGUACCGCGAUAUACGAAUUACCUAUUAACUUAUCUAGCAUAAGAGAAGCAGUUUUUUUCCCCGCCGUGUCAGUUGCUGCUUGUUUAGGAGGAGAAAUAUCUUCGAAUAAGGACAAAGCCAUGGAACGGUUGACAUUUGUCACGAUUGUAAGGGUAUGCGUAAUCUGAGAAAUGAUGAAAGAUUGUAGGAAGAUAUGAGACGCGUUUGUCGAGCUACAAUAGCGAGCGCUCUUUGUCUCCACGUCUCUAUCGCGAAUUGUUUUUUUUUCAUGACAAUGAUUAUUUUUUUUUUCUCCCACGAUGUAUUCGAACAUCAUGUAAUAAACGUGUCACAAAAUGAAUAGCGCUAUGUUAGACAAAGCUUCGAUUGACUUGAUCUAAUUUUCUUGAAGAAACGUGAUACGAUUAGUUCUGAUAUUAGAUUUGUAUCUACGAGACUGACGGACGCGUUCAUUGAAUUUCGGACAAGUUCCGAUUUGUCUCGGUUAGGCGGUCAGUAAGAACAGGAGGAAUCUGAACGAACCAGUGGUAGUAGACGACGAACAUUUCUAAGUUUGAAGUUAAGGGUAGGCAAUAGAUUAUAUUGAGAUUUCGUGUGUAUGUUGUGUGUGUAGUCAGUACGUGUAGGAAAUAUAUCUUUUCUCUUUCUCACUUCUGCACAAAGUGACAACCAUUUAUGAUGUAUGCUAUUGUCACGUACGUGACUCACGCAGAAAAUAGCGACGAAGAAUAUUUAUAACUCGACAACUUGGAUGAUGCUUGAUGCCCCGAUGCGGAGUAUGUGCACGUGUUAACGUUUUUUCUUCUUUCUUUAACACGAUCACUAAAAUCAUUUAGUUUCAUUUGCAGAUUCUUAAUCGACGCCAGUCGAGUUGAAACCUAAACAUUUCAACUUUCAGGCACUUUUCCUUCAUUUAAGCGAAUUUCUUCCGACUUUUGUAGAUUUUCUGUUCUAUAUUUUUGAAUGAUCAUUGAAUAAAACGAACAUGUGUACGGUGAAA
Molecule: messenger RNA, 4048 nt
Organism: Vollenhovia emeryi
Lineage: Eukaryota; Metazoa; Arthropoda; Insecta; Hymenoptera; Formicidae
Gene: Zn72D
Product: zinc finger RNA-binding protein
Exons: 11
Coding region: 66-3029 (987 amino acids)
Cellular component (GO): precatalytic spliceosome
Molecular function (GO): zinc ion binding; double-stranded RNA binding; single-stranded RNA binding
Source: RefSeq, a predicted model, not a curated record